Molecule: messenger RNA, 1973 nt
Organism: Homalodisca vitripennis (glassy-winged sharpshooter)
Lineage: Eukaryota; Metazoa; Arthropoda; Insecta; Hemiptera; Cicadellidae
Gene: MESK2
Product: protein NDRG3
Exons: 11
Coding region: 222-1445 (407 amino acids)
Biological process (GO): signal transduction
Cellular component (GO): cytoplasm
Source: RefSeq, a predicted model, not a curated record
AGUAUUCGACAUUCGUCUUCGAUUCACUGAUUCACUCGGUUAGAGUUUGUUGAUCGUGAGGGUGUGUGUUAUAUUUCAGCAUUACUUCAUUUUUAGGGCUUAACUUGAUAAGCAGUAACAUUUAAGAAUUGACUUUCUUUGUAUUGAACAUUAUUGUAAUUUUAGUGUGUUCUUGUGUUAAGCGAUUUUUAAAUUUCCAGUGAAUCAAUAAUAUAGGCAGCAUGCCGGGUGGGCUGGGGGCCUCGUAUCGGUCCCUUGCGGACGACGUCUACAAGACUACAACCAUCCCAGACAAUAAAUUUAACAUGAUGGAAUCUGUCAAAAAGGUGUUUAGUUUCACAGUCAACCAAAGGCGCUCGGAGCCCCUCAUUGAGAAAGAGCCUCAACCUGUUGUCACAAGGAAGAUGCCCGCGUCCGCAGCCGCAGAGGAGACUGCCCUCCUCGGCACAAUGCCGUCAGACAGCAUGGACGACAUAGAGUUGCGCAACAUCCAGCUCCAGUUCCCCGCCGUGCGGUCGCUCAGUAGGGACGAUCCCAGUGUGGAGGAGGUACGCGUGGACACGGACCGAGGCACGGUGCUGGUGGCGGUCCAGGGCAACCGUUCUAAGCCAGCCAUCCUCACCUACCACGACCUUGGCCUCAAUUACGUAGCCAGUUUCCAAGCAUUCUUCAACUACAGCGAUAUGAGAAUGCUUUUGGAGAACUUCAGUGUGUACCAUGUCAAUGCUCCAGGCCAGGAGGAGGGAGCACAUCCACUACCUGAUGAUUACGAGUACCCAACAAUGGAUGAGCUAGCUAACCAGCUGAACUUCGUACUGGGUCACUUUGGGCUCAACUCGAUCAUAGGACUUGGUGUGGGAGCAGGCGGUAACAUUCUAGCCAGGUUCGCUCUCAACCAUCCGAACAAGGUCGAGGCUCUCUGUCUAAUCAACGUAGUAUCAACGCAGGCUGGUUGGAUUGAGUGGGGUUAUCAGAAAAUAAACGCACGCUACCUGAAGUCAAAAGGAAUGACGCAAGGAGUGUUGGAUUACUUAAUGUGGCAUCAUUUCGGAAGGGGGACGGAAGAGAGGAACCAUGAUUUGGUGCAAGUCUAUCGGACAUACUUUGAGCGUUUCAUCAAUCCCGGGAACUUGGCUAUGUUCAUCGACAGUUACGUGAGAAGGUCGGACCUUAACAUGACCCGGAACGGAGCAACUCUUAGCAUGCCUGUGCUCAACAUCUCUGGAGCUCUGAGUCCUCACAUGGAGGAGACUGUGACACUCAACAGCCGACUGGACCCCACCAACUCGUCGUGGAUGAAGAUCUCUGAUUGUGGCAUGGUCCUGGAGGAACAACCGAACAAAGUGAGCGAGGCUUUACGGCUGUUUCUACAAGGACUGGGAUACGCUAUCAAAGUGGGCCGCAAGAAGCUCACUUCCUCGGUCUCCGCUGAAGGUAAUAGUUAACGUAGCCGCCUCACCUCGCUUGCUGGCACCACAGGUUUGUUGUGAAGAUGUCUCGCUCAGGUGACUCUCUCCACAGCGUCUCUUGGCCUAUUCACAUCACCGAGAAUCCCAUCUCUGAGGCCGCAGUCUGCUGAGCACCUCCCUUCCUCCCCCAUUCUAGUUCCACACCUGCCUAGCUUACUAUCAGUUCCCUUCAUUAUCGUACCGAUGCUUUCAAUUAUUUAUUCUUACAUUUUUAUUGUUGUAUACGCUAGUAAUUUGUUAUCGCGCCUUUGUACAGUUUAAUAUUGUAUUUUUGUCUUGUGUAACAUUAGGCAUAACUAUUUAUAAUUACACCAUACUCGCCUAUCGUUAAGAACAAAUAUUUUGUAGAAUUAGAUGUUUUCGAGAGUAAGCAUUGUGUAAUGCUCGGGGUUGACGUUACUGUUGGACCCAUUCAAGUUUGUACACGCUAAAAUGUGAAAAUGUUUUUGUUUUUAUGUAUAAUAUUUAAGAAGCUAUUAUAAAAAUAUUACAUAGUUAAAAUAA